Aspergillus nidulans FGSC A4 is the source of this 1405-nucleotide messenger RNA. RefSeq lists its product as uncharacterized. The coding region runs from base 122 to 1405 and encodes 427 amino acids. The record is from RefSeq and is a predicted model, not a curated record. The transcript is spliced from 2 exons. Lineage: Eukaryota; Fungi; Ascomycota; Eurotiomycetes; Eurotiales; Aspergillaceae.
CUGUAACCCACAUCUUCAUUGACCCGCCGUUUUUUCUUAAAGGCCGCCGAACCUGGAGAUUUACCUUCAUUAUUUCUUUUUCACGACAAACAAUAUUUGAUUCCAGUAGCAGCUGCAGAAGAUGGAGUACCACUCCGUCCCUUUGGAGGAACGCGCCAAAGAUGACAAGGGCAAUACUUUACCAUGGGGAUAUGUUUACAAAGACGAAGCUCGCAACCCACGACGGCCGCCCGAAGAGACUGGACCCUUCGGCAAGCGAAGGAACGCCCGCUACGAGCAGUCUCGAUCCCGCACUCGCACUGGCACGCCGGCAAAGAAAGAGAACCAAAACGUAGCUGAAUUCAGCCGGCUCUUCGCGCAACAGCAGGAGCAAGAAAAGUCACGGAAUGCACUGCCGAAAUCCGCCUCGUCAGCGAACCUCGACAAUGCUAGGAAACAGACAGAGAAGGUAGCCACUGAAUGCAUUCUAUACGGAUACCGGAAUAAGGACAGUGAGUGGAAGGUGAUUGAUAAGUACGAGCGGGUCUCGCGCGGCAUGAUCUGUGAAGACUACCCAAGGAUCGACCCCAAAACCAACGUCGGCUACUCUCAGCUCCUCAGCGGUGGUGAUGUGGUGAUCCGCGCAAAUCUCUCUGCGGACGCAAACCGCAAAUCCAAACGAUACGCGGGUGGUUUUCACUGGAUCAAGGUUACCUUUGACUCGACGGAGGCCGCAGACCGCGCGGUCUUUUACUCGCCGCAGGAAAUCGACGGGCACUUGGUCUUCUGUGAGAUUUAUCAUGGCCAAGGACCAGCAGAAGACGUCCCGAUUCCGGUGGGCUCGACACAAGCGAACCGCUUCAUGUCAAGCAACAAGCGCACACUGAGCACAUCGCAUUCGACGGCUUUCCUUCAGAACAAGGACAAGGGUCGUCCCUCUCGCGCAACAACUCUCCCGCGCUCCUUCGCCGUCAACAAUCUCGCCAGCAUUGCCGACGAAGAGGACUUCUCCUUCUCCCAAGACACCACGAGCACCGCCAGCUCCGCAACAGCCACAGGCAUUGAACAGUCUCUCCCAUCCACAGCUUCCACCAGCACAGCGACUGCUACCCUUCAUCAGCGCCACACACCCCAGGAAGCCACGGCCGCACCAGUCUCCGAAUUCAUGACACACGUGCCUACAGUGCGCCGCACGAAACUGCGGCCUAUCUCCGAAGCACUCCCGCCCGCGCCGACAGUCACGGAGCGCGUCCUUCGCUCAAUCCCGAUACUGAGCUGGUUCACUGGCGACAUUGUUGGUGAUGGGCCACAGCUCCGCGAGGACGGGACAUUCGAUUACGAUAAAUCGAAUGUUUACUGGAGGUUUUGGUACAUGAUUGACAUGGUUCUGGGGACUGAUAUCUGUGGGUUGAGGGAGGAGUCGUAG